UGUGUCGAAAGCAUCCUGGUGUUAGCAGCUAGCUAGCCUCUGACAAUAAAUACAAAGAGAGGUCUAAAUAUUUCAUCAUGGGCGAAUCAUUAACUCGACUCUAGUGGAUACAAAGAAGAUUAGAAAUCACCUGAACUGGCAUUUGCCAACAUGAUCUGACAGCUGGUAUCUGAAGACAUAGCGAACUAAACAUUAGCCUUAGCCAGCGUUCAAACUUUGACGGGCACAGCAGCAAUUCGCUAGCUAGCUGCUAGUUUGUGAAUUUACUACUACUAUACCAGCUAGCUAGGUGAUGUGUAUUGUUAUUGUAGCAGUUAUGCUAACCAACUAGCGCUGUAACUGUUUACACACUGACUAAUUACGCGUUAUUUUUUUUACCUGUAGUUUAUGUAAAACUAGCCUUAGCGUCAUUACAAAGAAACGUCAGCCAACUUGUGAAUAAUGACUAACGCCACUGUCAGGCAGCUAAUGCUAACGUUAGCCAUUUAAACUGUGUAAGUUACACUUAAAACUGUAACUAACGUACACAGUUAGUAUAAAUUAGUAUCGACGACCCUUCUCUUAGCUAAUUGUGUAAUAAAGCCAUCAGAUAGUAAACAUCUGGAAUCUGAACAGCUGCAAGUCUGUUUUCUGAUAGAUUUCGGCCAAUCACGAGAUAAAUAAUGCGAAACAACAGGAUGUCAAAGGCGUGGGGAUUAACGUUAGGGCAGCAGUAUUGUCUAGAAAACACAGCUGUCCGGUCAGUUUUAUAAUCCUUAUCUUCUAGAAAAUGCAGCUACAGUAGCUUCUUUUUUUUUUUUUUGCGUAGUGUUAUAUUUUGUAAAAGCAAAUUGGCUACCCAGUUGAUCUUAAAUAGUCUGUAUAGGUUAGAGUCCACUUUUCUUUAAGUUAUGCCUGGGGACACAUCUGGUAGUAGUGAUGACUCCGAUGCAAAAACAAAUGAAAAGGACUGUACUGUCAAGCAUCAAAUCACCAAUGCUAACCUCACAGGUCACACUGAGAGGGUCGGCAUGGAGAACUUCGAGCUGCUCAAAGUCUUGGGGACUGGAGCUUAUGGAAAAGUGUUUUUGGUCAGGAAGAACAGCGGUCAUGAUGUGGGCCAGCUAUAUGCUAUGAAGGUAUUAAAGAAAGCAGCGAUUGUUCAAAAGGCAAAGACAACAGAACAUACCCGCACUGAGAGGCAGGUGCUCGAGCACAUCCGCCAGUCUCCCUUCCUGGUCACGCUCCACUAUGCCUUUCAGACGCAGAGCAAACUACAUCUCAUCCUGGACUAUGUGAGCGGUGGGGAGAUGUUCACUCAUUUGUACCAGCGGGAUCACUUUCCUGAGGAGGCGGUGCGGAUUUAUAUCGGGGAAAUAAUCCUGGCUCUGGAGCACCUGCACAAGCUUGGGAUUGUGUACCGAGACAUCAAAUUGGAAAACAUUCUUCUCGACAGUGAAGGCCAUGUGGUAUUGACAGAUUUUGGGCUCAGCAAAGAGUUUUUAGAAGAAGAGAAGGAAAGGACCUACUCUUUCUGCGGCACCAUUGAGUACAUGGCGCCUGAAAUCAUCAGGGGGAAGACGGGACAUGGCAAGUCGGUAGAUUGGUGGAGCCUUGGGAUCCUGAUGUUUGAGCUGCUGACAGGAGCGUCUCCUUUUACCUUGGAGGGAGAGAGGAACUCCCAGAGUGAGGUGUCAAAACGUAUUCUGCGCUGUGAUCCACCGUUCCCCUCUAUGAUUGGACCAAUUGCUCAGGACCUGCUGAGGAAACUGUUGGUGAAAGAUCCUCACAAGAGACUGGGCUCCGGACCGAGAGGGGCUGAAGACAUCAAAGCACAUCACUUCUUCAAGGGACUGAACUGGGCUGACCUAUCACAGAAGAAGCUGCCAAGUCCAUUCAAACCGGAGCUGAAGAGCGAACUGGACGUGGGAAACUUCGCUGAGGAGUUCACUGGGAUGGAUCCUGUCUACUCUCCAGCAAGCACGCCUCCAAGCACUGACCGCCUGUUCCAGGGUUACUCCUUUAUUGCUCCUUCCAUCCUGUUCAAUAAGAACGCGGUCAUGGGAGACUUUGUAGAAACCCAGAUUGGUGCCGAUCGACCGGGUUCGGCUUCUGUCCAGCGCAGCGCAAUGUUAGAGGAAUCCCAGUUUUUCCUUCACUAUGAGCUGUGUCUUCACGGGCCACCCCUAGGUGAGGGUAGCUUCUCUGUGUGCAGGAAGUGCAGACACAAGCAAAGUGGCCACGAGUAUGCAGUCAAGAUCGUGAGCCGCAGAAUGGAGGCAAACACUCAGAGGGAGGUUGCUGCUUUAAGGCAAUGUGAGGUUCACCCCAACAUCGUCAAGCUGCACGACGUCUAUACUGAUCAGUACCACACAUAUUUAGUGAUGGAGCUUCUGCGAGGUGGGGAGCUGCUGGAAAGGAUCAAGAGGAAGAAACUUUUUGGCGAGGCGGAGGCCAGUCAGCUGUUACAGAGCCUGGUCUCAGCCGUCAGCUUCAUGCACGAGGCUGGAGUCGUGCACAGAGACCUCAAACCAGAGAACGUGCUGUUUACAGAUGAGGGGGCGGACUCGGUGCUGAAAGUAAUAGAUUUUGGAUUUGCCCGGCUGUGCCCAGCAGGCAGCGCCCCCCUGCAGACUCCCUGCUUCACGCUGCAGUACGCUGCACCUGAACUUUUUGAGAGCGCAGGAUACGACAAGGCCUGUGACCUCUGGAGUCUUGGGGUCAUCCUGUACACCAUGCUGUCAGGCCAGGUGCCCUUUCAGAGUGAGCAACGUGGGAUGACCUCGUCAUAUGCUGCUGACAUCAUGCAGAAGAUAAAAGAGGGUGAUUUCUCAUUGGAUGGGGAGGCCUGGAAGGGAGUGUCAGAGGAUGCCAAAGAGCUUGUCAAAGGCCUACUGACAGUGGAUCCAGAGAGGCGUCUCAAACUCUCUGAUCUGAAAGAGAACAGCUGGCUGCAGGGUGGAGCAUCCAUGUCCACCACUCCCUUGUGCACUCCAGAUGUGCUUGAGUCCAGUGGGCCUACUGUUCGCACCUACGUUAAUGCUACCUACAAGGCUUUCAACCGUGGUAAGAGAGAGGGCUUCUUUCUGAAAAGUGUCGACAACGCUCCCCUCGCAAAACGACGGAAGCUUAAGAUGACAAGCACAGGUGUAGAGACCCGAUGGAGUUCAUCCUCUUCAUCCUCCUCUUCUUCCACUUCCUCCUCUGCCUCUGCCUCUGCCUCUGCAACAGCAUCCAAAGCACAGCCAAAACAAACUGUGGCCCCAAAGCAGAGCUAGCCUAAACGGCAGGGGAGGGACCAGCUGGGAAAUGAAGCAGUAUGUACUUAUACUGGCAACAUGAAGUCCUCCAGUGCUGAUAGGGUCACUCACUCUCAGAAAACAUACUGACGACCAAAAGACUGGUUUUAGGGUAAGUGUUAGGUCUUCAAUACAAAAUUGAAUUCCACUUUUUAACAGUCCAACACCUUCAGUAAUUGUAUCACAUUUUCCCCAAAACCAAACACGUAUUUUCCUCAAGCGGAUGAAGAAGACGGUAGAGGUCUGGUUUGGUGUUUUGACUUGUACACAAAUCUGUGGCCUUUAGACAAAUUAAUACUUAUUCAGUAUCUACUCACCAGAAUUUGGUGAAAUCACACACUAAAUGUUAAAAAUGAGACAUUUACCUGUUUUCACUGUGGGUAAGAAACAGUGCCUGGCUACAUAGGGAUAAAGGGAAAAAGGAGCCAUAAAUGAGCAGAAGCCAUAUAUACAGCAAAGCAGUGAAUAUAUGAAUUGAGCCGUUGUGAUUAUACACAAAUUUGCACAUAGCAAAUAAACAGUCCUUCCAGGAAUUUGCAGAUUUAAUUCUUUGAUUGUAUCGAAUUAUUUUUUACCUUUGCCACACGUAUAAUGAUUGGCAGAAAUAAAGUUUGGCCACAAGUGCUGUUGUGCCCCACGUUGGCACUCUGUUCUGUAAAAACAACAGUUUUGUGAAAACUGUUCUCCUUCUUUUGAUUAGUUUAGGUUGGGCACUAGUGUUUGCACUAUUUGCAAAGAAUGUAAAAGAUCAAAUGGUCAAAAAGGCAAAUUUCUGAAAGGACUGAGCACAGAGGGAAAAGCUUGUGGUCUGAACAACCUUGGAGAUUGCGUAGGAUGAAUAAUAGUGUAGUUGAAAUGAUCUCUAUUUGAUACAGGUUUUAACUGAUGAUCUUUAGUCCAGAGUGCAUCUGCGGCUGCACCUCCAUUACACUACCAGCUCUACAGACUGUGUGGAGCAUGAGUUUUGUUAGCUGGCUCUGAGUAAGUGUUUUGAUGAACAAUCAGAGUUUGACUUGAAGUGGUCACAGUACUAACCAAGUGUCCAACAGUAGCACCUGUAAAAAGAGAUGAAGACACAGAAGCGGUCGUGACAUACAGUGUGAUUUUCUUGUCAUACUUUGCUGUAAAUUUCUCGCAUUAUCGUGCUGGUCUGAAAACGUCUAGCAUGCUAAUCUGUCGUGAUGAUGAACUAUAAGAAUGUUUUUCUAUAUUUUGGUAUCUUGGGUUUAUGUUUUUUUAUGCUACAAAGUGCAGCUGGAGUGUUUCCAGGCAGACUGGAGUAAAAUCCAUUGUGGUGACUUUGAGCGUGCACCGCCUCGGGCUUGAGAAUUUUAAAAGGGUAUUACAGUUUUCUGUUGGCCCAUCAGACCAGCGCCGUAUGCGGCUCCCCCAACAGUGAAUCUGUUGCCUGUUGAUGAAGCUCAGCUUGUUGUUACCUGGGCUGCAAAGGUCACCUAUUUGUCUUUUUACAGAAGUGGUUUUAAAACAAAUGGCUUUGAAAUUCAAACGAUAUCACAGAAUGAGAGACUCAAUGAUGACUUUCAAAUGGCUCUUUUAAAACAUCCUGUGAGGUCUGUUGUGUAGAUACUCCUUAAAUCCUUGUAAAUCCUUGAUUCAGAGCAAAAAAAUACUUAUGUAAUGAUUUAAAAAUUGACAGCUGUUCUAAUGGUAUAUCAGUCUCCAGAUGUAAUUAUGUUUUUAUUGGAAUAUUUUUUUUUCUUUUUUUUUUACAUGUUGCACAGUCAGUUGAUCAAUUAAAAACAUUUCAGCUUUAAAGGUGCUUUUACUGAUAUUUAUUACAUGUAAUUGAUUUUAAUGCUGUGGUAAUGGGAUUAUGAUCAUUUGGCUCCUGUUUUGUACCAGCACCGUGCGUGUGUGUGUGUGUGUGCACGCGUGUGUGUGCGUGCGCGUGCAUGUGUGUGAGAGAGAGAGCGCAUGAGUGGCAUUGGGAGAUUGGCUGUGCUGAUGUUUCUGCACCAGAUGAAGCAUUAUUGCAAGUAACUGUAUUAUUUUCUUGUUGUUUUCUGCCUCUGUCUGUUUAAAGGUAACUGGUUGUUUGUGUUUGAACAUUGAAUUUUUACUUAAACUGUGCUUUUAUUGGUGUUGAUAUUCUUUUGAUGUAGUAAAUGAUAUUUUUCUUUCUUUUGUUGAGCAUUACUAUUUUACUGAGAUGCACUGUCACUGAUGUCGUAACUGGGAAUUUAUCUUUUGCACCAAGAUUUUUUGUUUGGUGCAAAAUAAACAUUACUUUUAAAUAGA
Messenger RNA from Seriola dumerili (greater amberjack), 5537 nucleotides. It is a transcript of the gene rps6ka4, whose product is annotated as ribosomal protein S6 kinase alpha-4-like. The coding region runs from base 891 to 3257 and encodes 788 amino acids. The transcript is spliced from 18 exons. Gene Ontology annotation, biological process: intracellular signal transduction; protein phosphorylation; regulation of DNA-templated transcription. Lineage: Eukaryota; Metazoa; Chordata; Actinopteri; Carangiformes; Carangidae. The record is from RefSeq and is a predicted model, not a curated record. Gene Ontology annotation, molecular function: ATP binding; magnesium ion binding; protein serine/threonine kinase activity.